AUGAGUGUGGAGAGAAUUGCGUACAUCGGACGCCGUUCCAGUGACUGCUACCCUUACGAACCGCAGAACUUUGACCGCGCGGCAGUGGGCUUAACAAUACCUUUGGAUUGUGAUGCCUUUGCAGAAUCAACCUCCAACAUGUCUUCUUCUCCGCCAUCACAAAAACGAAGGACGACAUUGAGCCGGUCGAGUUUUGUCAUUUUGUCAACGCUGUUCAUACCGCUAGCGGCUGCUCAGGCAGCUGGGAGCUGUAUUUCACUAGCUACUUCUCGCACCUGCACGGCUUUUAACAGUUCCUCUAUAUCUACUUCAAACGCUCUGGUUGGAAAUUUCCCUUUUCUUCAAUAUGUCGCCAAUAUAGAGCAGUUCGACAAUCAAUUCGAACAAUAUAUCAAACAAGAUUAUGCCAAACACAAGUUUCAAGAUUUGUUUGGUUGUUCGAACCUCACGCUUUCCAAUACUACUGAGUUAUAUGCACGUUAUACGCGGAGCGUCCUAUGCUCCCGAAUGAUUCAAGAUUCACGAAAACUAUGUUCGCUUUCGAGCCAUGCCUCAACCCCCAUCUGUGCGGAUACUUGCGCUGAAUUCGCGAUCAGCGAACAAAUAAUUAUCUCAAAUGAGGAUACUUGUGGAAGCAAUUCGGCAGAUACUCUUGACUUGAUACGUUCCGACUUCACCAUCUGUGCCUUGCCAUCAGAUUCUCUCUCGGGAAAAUGUAUUCAAGGGGAAGAGAACGAAUCUUACAAUUGCGGUUACAACGAGAAUUUACCUGGACUGUGUCUCUAUUGCGCUAGCGGUUCACCAAAUUCGACGGAUACAUGUUGUUACAAUUCGAAUGCUCAAAAGAGAUGUGCUGACGUUGACCUCCCAACUGCGACCGCCUUGCCCCCUAUAUUCACCACUUCUUCAAUCCCGUCGGCAACUAGCUCAUCAGGUUCGGGUAGUUCGGGUGGCUCGGGCAGUGGAAAUGGGCUUUCUGGAGGUGCGAUUGCUGGAAUUACAGUUGGUGCUCUUGUUGGAGUGGCUCUCGUUGCUUUCCUUGUAUUAUUCUGCCGGAGGAGGAGACGCGGUGUCCCCUCACCUACUUUCACUCAGCCAACCCGAACCUACAGAAGCCCGUCAAUAACUUUUAAUCCUGUCGCAAAUGUGCAUGCUCAGGGAUACGAGGUUCUCGCUGGGGGCCGGAUCGCCAGAAUGUCUGCUCUUGAAACGACUAACAUUGCAUCGGAGGGCGACCCAUCAUCUCCAGCAGUCAUUGCUAGCGGUGGCCGUAGGGUUAUCGGCAAUAGCUCGUCGUCUUCCGAUUUCGGCCUGGAGGAUAGCCCUGAAUCGCAUAACCAGCGAAAAUAUUCACCCCAAGGUCGCCCAUUACACCCACCACCACGUGACCGAAAUGCCUCUCUAUCUAGUACCUCAAUUCUAGCCCCUGAUAACACAACUUCGCCUAUUACGGAAAGCGAUAGGGGACCUUCUUCCCCUCAAUUUCCUAGUCCACAAUCGGAACAAUUGCCAUUCUUCAAGGACUAUUAUUCGUCCGAUGAUAUGCACCCGGGCGAUAAGGUGGCGGUUCUCUGGGCAUAUGCACCACGAGCCCCCGAUGAAUUCGAACUUGACAGGGGUGACAUGAUUAAAAUCGUGGGCAUCUGGGAUGAUGGGUGGGCGACCGGGAUCCGCUUGAGCGAGAGGGCUGAGGAUUUCAUUAAUCGCCGUCACAUGCGCGAUAGUGGGAUAUCUGCUUCACAGAUGUCGCAACGUCGGGCAUCCUCUCCCCCUCCCAGGGGUGAAGUUAAAGCCUUCCCUUUGGUAUGCGUUUGCUUGCCAGAACAUUGGCACAAAACCAUUGAGAGUGAUACCCAGGGUACUGAGUUUGCCUCGCAAACCAUGGGUGAUCCAGCGGAGGGAAGCAGUAUAAAAGAAGGUCGGCUGCCGGAUGACUCCAACACAGAGAGAUCAUUUUCUCCCGAGCGAAGGCUAACCCUCAAGGGUUCUAGUCGGUUCCGAGAAGACCUGAAUGUCCCUCGAACUGGAUCCUCACCGCCCCCUUGAAUUUGAUGCUAAAGGUAAAUAGUCAGAUUGGAAAAAUGAAAAUGGUCCCCCGACCUUAUACUUCCGUCAUUCUUGUUUCAAUUUCAGUCAUGGUUUGGGUUGGUGAAGGAAUGCUCGGGUUUUAAUGAUGUUACUUUUAUUGUUCCUGACUCUGUUCUCUCUCUUGUCGGGUCACUGUAUCCUUUUUUAUUUAUUUUUAUUUUGUCCUGUUAAAUAUUCUUUUUAGCGGAGUUUGGCUGGCUGUACUUUUUUCUUCCUUUUUUUCCUACUAUUCCCCCCCCCCAUAACGUGAUCUGCAUCUGCACCGCAGCAUUGAAAACAAACAAACAAAAGGAAGGAAGGAAUCCAGCAGUAGUAAAAAAACCCUUUUUUUAUUUUCUCUUUGUCGUUCCUUUUGCGGUUAAUUUAUACUAUACCCUUUCCUUUAUCUUUUCUGUUUCCCCCUUGAAUAGAUGAUGGGGGGAUUAUGUUUUUGCGAUGCGAUGCUAUGCGAUGUAAGCUAACUACUCACACAUCCCCUUUCAUCCUCCCUGCUACCCAUCCACCUGCCGGACUUACCCCCCACUCAUACAUGAGCCAAGCACAUGCGAAGCAUAGAAUUUGUUUUCCUUUCGCUUUCCUCCCUCCCUCCCUUCCGCUUCCACCUGCCUCGUGCAGGGCGCGGCGAGGUAAGUUAAUAUUGGCGUGGUAAUGGUCAGGGUGUGUGGUGUGUGAAAGGCUGGUUCGUUCCCUCCAUAUUAUUUCAUUCCUCAUACACUAUUCACUUGAAUCGGUGGCCUCUUUGCUUCACUUCUGCUUGCUUUCUGUAUGGAUGGAUGGUAGGGGCUCUGAUUAUUCUGUUAUGGAUUGGAUUGGGGGGGGUUGGGUUUGGGCUGGUGUGAUAGGAUAUUUGAUCAGGGUUUAGUUUGGCUGUGCGGAGUGGAGGGACGUGAUAGAGGUGGACUUUAGUAGAAGUGUUGCGGCAGCCUGCGUGCUUGGUUUUGAUAAUGAAGAGAGGGUGUCGGUCGGGGGGAGGGAGGGUUAUUUGUAAUAUGACUGGAUGAAUUAUUGC
This is a messenger RNA of Tuber melanosporum (Perigord truffle), 3097 nucleotides long. RefSeq lists its product as uncharacterized. The transcript is spliced from 7 exons. Gene Ontology annotation, molecular function: protein binding. NCBI's taxonomy places the organism in Eukaryota, Fungi, Ascomycota, Pezizomycetes, Pezizales, Tuberaceae. The coding region runs from base 1 to 2046 and encodes 681 amino acids. The record is from RefSeq and is a predicted model, not a curated record.